CCUAUUUCAUAAUAUUGAGAUGGACUUUUUUUUGUUGAUGAAAGGUGGCGUUGCUUCCUUGUUUGAACUGGUACUUUAAGUGGCUGUUUCAUAAUAUUAGUUAGGAUAUUUUUUAUGUUUCAGGAGAGUGAUUAUGUUGAUGACAGGCGGCACUGUUUCCUAGUCCAAACUGGUCAUUCCCAGUCUCGGUAUUUUUCUGCAGAGAGUAGGACAGACCUUUUGAGGAUAGAAACAGCGUGGAAUCGAGCUAUUUACAAUGCUGUUACAAAACUAGGGAGUAAAACUUUCUCUGUUAUAUACAACGGGAGAACUGGAGGGCUGACUCUGGAUUGGACAAUGGGGUUUGCCUUAUAUGACACAGAAGCAAAGUGGUAUGUUUGGAAAUAUCGGUUUUCACAACUUAAGUCCUCUUCAGAUGAUGGCCUGAACAAACUGAAACUCCAUUUCCAAGAUCCAGAAACUAGAAAGGUGGAGGUUCAAGAACUAGAGUCAUCUUCGCUUCACAGUCUUCUCUUCUGUCUGCAUGCUUUCCUCAGUGCCAAAGUUACCUCCGUAGAUCCUGGGUUUCUUCAUAGCUCAUGACAUAAUCUAGUUACGAGUUUCUUUAAGAGAAGAAAAUCAAAAAUGCUAAGCUCACGUAUUCUGCUGAUGAGGUGCUGUUUUGUUGUGAGAAAAAAAGUAAAACUCAUCAUUAUUCUGUAAAUCUCUGAUAGGAUUAGGUUUUAGUAAACAAGUAAACUUAUUAUUCGUUAAAUACAUGAUCAGAAAGUUUGUUUUACAUUGUCAUAAUUACAGGUACCUUUCAAUUGAUAUCAUAUGAAACCAGUUUCGCCCUGUUGAUCUCAGUAUUAUUGACGAUACAACUUAAGUGUUUAUUGGCAUAAAGUUUGAAAUAAUGACUAGCUAAAAAUGUAAACUGCUUUAAGUUGUACAUUUUUUUCCGUAGAUUUGAACUACAAUACUAGAUACAAUACAUUUAAAGUUACGUGUGAAUUGAUUUAACAUAUCUGUUACUUUUAUAAUGGAAAUUAAAAGUAGUAAUUAUUCUAUUAGUGCUUUAUUUUUUAUGUGUUUAGUUUCUUUUUAUUUCACUAACUUGAAAAAUACAGUGCCAAAAUCUCUAAAACAAAACAAACAUCUACCAAAGUUGUAAUGGUUUUCACACGAGACCCAAAA
Limulus polyphemus (Atlantic horseshoe crab) is the source of this 1176-nucleotide messenger RNA. RefSeq names its product gamma-1-syntrophin-like. The transcript is spliced from 4 exons. Gene Ontology annotation, cellular component: intracellular anatomical structure; dystrophin-associated glycoprotein complex. Gene Ontology annotation, molecular function: structural molecule activity. NCBI's taxonomy places the organism in Eukaryota, Metazoa, Arthropoda, Merostomata, Xiphosura, Limulidae. The record is from RefSeq and is a predicted model, not a curated record. The coding region runs from base 115 to 582 and encodes 155 amino acids.